Molecule: messenger RNA, 6261 nt
Organism: Aethalodelphis obliquidens (Pacific white-sided dolphin)
Lineage: Eukaryota; Metazoa; Chordata; Mammalia; Artiodactyla; Delphinidae
Gene: BMP7
Product: bone morphogenetic protein 7
Exons: 5
Coding region: 789-2474 (561 amino acids)
Biological process (GO): BMP signaling pathway
Cellular component (GO): extracellular region
Molecular function (GO): growth factor activity; cytokine activity
Source: RefSeq, a predicted model, not a curated record
UAAGUAUUUUUUAAAAAAAGAGGCAGUGCCGGGCCGGGAUAUCUGGUCUCAGGCUGAGGAGUGGUUGGGCCCCCAAGGAGGGAGGUGGGGAGGAAUUCUCCAGCUCACACAAUUUCAGUCAUCCAACAAAUAACGACUGUGCAGCCACAGUGGCUACCAGGCCCUGGGCUCCAGGACAUCUGAGAGAGUCCCACCUCGGCCCCCAGGGAGCUCUGUUUCUAGUGGGAAGGCAAGACAAUAAAGAAGGUACGAAUAACUCAGUAAUGCCAGACGGUGGGAGGAGGAGUUAAGGAAAAUAGAACAGGUGUGCGCGGGGGUGACGAGGGGAAGGGACCUUAUCUCCGACGGUCUGGGAGGAAGUGGCACCUGAGUGGCACCUGGAGGUGGAGGCUUGGCCAGAUGGCAGGGGUGGGGAGGGAGACUGGGAGGGGAGAGAGUUCCAGGCAGAAGGGCUGGCAAGUGCAAGAACAAGCUGGCAACAAGUUCGGGGAGGGAUCCGCGUGUCUGGAGUAAGGCGGGGAAGGGGGGGCAAAAGGCGAGAGGGGCUCGGGUGCCACCUCCGCCAGGAAGCCUUCUCGUAUCGCCGCGCUUCCUCCACGCUCCCCCAGCUUGCUCUACCGCAGCGCAAAUCCCAUGGGUGCCGCUCAGGCCUCCUUCCCUGUCCGGACUACGAGUGCGGAGAAAGCAGGGCCGGCUCGGAUUCCUCUCUCCGCAUCCCCGCGGCGCCCGGCCCGGCGCUGGGCACCCUGUGGGCACUGGGUAAAUAUUUGCAGAGCGCACUAGAAGGAAUGAAUGAACCCAUUGGGCGCCGCUGGGGGGAGGGCGGGGCCGAGGGCAGGUGGGAGGCCGCCGACGCGGGAGGGGCCCUCGGAAGCCCGUCCUCCUCCUCCCCCUCCCCCUCCCAGGCCCCAGCGCGCACCACUCUGGGGCUCCCGAGGCGGCCUCUCGUGCGAUCAAGGGCGCGCAGGGCUGGGAGAGCGACCUGGGGCCCCUUUUCUGGGCGCCGGAGUUCGGAAGAGGGUGGGUCCCCGCCGCCCAAGAGCAAGAGCGCGAGAAGAGCCGGAGGAAGGAGCGCCCGCUCGCCCGCCGCCUCGCUGCCACCCCGGCGCUCGCUCUCCCGGCUCCUAGGUUUGCUGGCUGCUCCUCCCACCCGCGCCCGCCUCUUUGCUCGCGCUCUCGCUCGCUCAAGCCGGUUUCCGAGCCCCACGGUGCGCCCGGGCGAGUGCGGGGCGAGGGGCCCCGGGGCCAGCGCCGAGCCGGGGGCGGGGGUCCGGGCAGAGCGCAGCCGGCCGGGGAGGGGCCAUGUCCGGCGCGGGCGCAGAGGGGCCCGUCUACAGCAAGUGACCGAGCGGCGUGGACGGCCGCCUGCCCCGCUCCGUCACCUGGGGCGGCUCGGGCCCCGGUGCCGGGUGCCCGGAGCCCGGGUCGCGCGUAGAGCCGGCGCGAUGCACGUGCGCUCGCUGCGCGUCGCGGCGCCCCACAGCUUCGUGGCGCUCUGGGCGCCCCUGUUCCUACUGCGCUCCGCCCUGGCCGACUUCAGCCUGGACAACGAGGUGCACUCAAGCUUCAUCCACCGGCGCCUCCGCAGCCAGGAGCGGCGGGAGAUGCAGCGCGAGAUCCUCUCCAUCUUGGGCUUGCCCCAUCGCCCGCGUCCCCACCUCCAGGGCAAGCACAACUCGGCGCCCAUGUUCAUGCUGGACCUGUACAAUGCCAUGGCGGUGGAGGAGGGCGGCGGGCCCGACGGCCAGGGCUUCUCCUACCCCUACAAGGCCGUCUUCAGUACCCAAGGCCCCCCUCUGGCCAGCCUGCAAGACAGCCACUUUCUCACCGACGCCGACAUGGUCAUGAGCUUCGUCAACCUCGUGGAACACGACAAAGAGUUCUUCCACCCACGCUACCACCACCGGGAGUUCCGGUUUGAUCUUUCCAAGAUCCCAGAAGGGGAAGCGGUGACUGCAGCCGAAUUCCGGAUCUACAAGGACCACAUCCGGGAACACUUCAGUAACGAGACGUUCCGGAUCAGCGUUUACCAGGUGCUGCAGGAACACUUGGGCAGGGAGUCAGACCUGUUUCUGCUUGACAGCCGCACCCUCUGGGCCUCGGAGGAGGGCUGGCUGGUGUUCGACGUCACGGCCACCAGCAACCACUGGGUGGUCAACCCACGGCACAACCUGGGCCUGCAGCUCUCGGUGGAGACUCUGGAUGGGCAGAGCAUCAACCCCAAGUUGGCAGGCCUGAUCGGGCGGCAGGGGCCCCAGAACAAGCAGCCCUUCAUGGUGGCCUUCUUCAAGGCCACCGAGGUCCACCUCCGCAGCACCCGUUCCACGGGGGGCAAGCAGCGCAGCCAGAACCGCUCCAAGACACCCAAGAACCAGGAAGCCCUGCGGGUGGCCAACGUCGCAGGAGCCUCCUCUGCGCUGGGCUCCUGGGGGCUGGGAUUCACCAGUGAAAGCCCAGCCGUGGUGCAGAGAUGAUUCAGGAUGGGCAGGAGGCGGCCAUCAUUCACAGCCACACUGACACCAGGCCCGGGAGUUGGAACGUGGUGACGAGGGACUCUUGAGGGGGUGGUUCAGAGAAGACUUGCCAGCUGAGAGCUCCGAGGCGAGCUGGUGCCCCAGGGGCCAGGCCCGGUGGGCAGGAGGCCAGCGCUGCAGGCAGUGGGACCUGCAAGUGGAGGGAGUUUUCGGGGCAGCUCUGGGAGGGAGGGUGGAGGGGGGCAGGCCAUGUGGCUGGGCUGGGGAAUGAGCACGGUCAAGUGUCCUCUCGGGAGCCACAUCUUGAGUUUGAAUUUCAUCCAAAGCAAAUUUGGAAGCCUUUGCAGAGUUUCCAGCUAUGAUUCGGGGUGGGGUUGAUAAGAAGCUCAUUCUGGCUGCUCUGAGAAUGCUGGGGAGCAGGGCGGGGCACUCAGGGAGGGUUGGAAUAGGAAGAUUUAUGAGAGGCUUUUCUAUAUCAAUCAGGCAGGAAGGGCUAGCAAACGUCAUCCCCGCGGAGACUCCCGUGGCUCGGAGGUCUGUCAGGUGUAACGGUCUAACCGAGGUAGUGAAAGGGGAGGGACUGGUCUCAAAAUCUUAAAAUUGGACACUCAGCUUCCCCCACUGCGUCCUCUGGUGAGGACCCCCAUCAAGUCUGCACUUACAUAAUCCCACAGGACGGAGCUCUCACUAUCUCACGUGGCAGCUGUUCUACCUUGCCUGGGAUCCACUUCCUUGCUCUGGAUUUCUACUUCCUGGCCCUGUUUGAAGUUCACCUAAACCCUGCCUGGGAGUUUAAUUUUAAAAGAAUACCGAAGCCUGGGCCCCACUGCAGGCUUAGUAAACCAGAAUCUCUGAGUGUGUGUUUGUACACACAUGCCCGGUUGAAGUGCUUUGCCUCCUGUGAUGAGCUGGGAAUCCUGCUGCAGGGCCACAUGAGUAGAAUCCUCUCUGCUGUGGCAGCCCUUGUGUGCUAGAGAGACACGUCCUGCAGGCCAGCCCCACCCCGCAAAGGCCUUCCGCUGCUCUUCAGACCGUGUGGUUUGGGGCGAGAAACUGGGUCCCUCGCCUCCCUUCCACUUGCCUCUCACCCACGACUGGACCCAACUCCCUAGUCAUUAGCCAUUUUCACCAGAUGACCCACGGGGGUGGGAGCUGAGUCCCAGCCCCAGUUGUAACUUCUCAGCUGCUCUGGCCGGGUUUGCGGAGGUGGGUGAGCAGUUGCCUCUCCACUCCUGCUUGCCUGCUGCUGCGGCCUGGGAUGGUGGGCAGGACAGGAGGAACAGGGGAACUAGGAUUCUACUUCUUGAGCAUCUCUUUUCUUCCCUUUCCUCGUCUUUCUGCUAGUAAGAGGUCAGAGUGAAAUAGGAGUUCCAACCACUUCUUCCUGGAGCAGCCACGUUCCAAGGAGGCCUGAAGGACCCAGGUGUCUGAGGUCCCUGAUGGCAGGGCCAGGGCCCACCCCGUACUGAUAUGCCCACAACUAGCUUCAUGAGCUGCUCUUGUCCUUGGUCUGUUGGGCCUUGGGCUUCAACAUGAAGCCACGUAUCAUUGCUUUGUUUUCAGACAGGGCUGGGAAAAGUGGCAGUAAGGUCCCUACUCGCCCUUCCUCUGCUAAUGGCAGACAUUGCUAAUCAAUCCUGGCACAUUCUUCUCACUGAGCCCACACAAAGCUUCAGAUCCUUCUUUACUCAGGGCAACAAACAGCCAGCAGUGUUGGCCCUCCACGCACAGCUUCUUUGCCACAUCCCUGGCCUAGGCUAACAUGCUCAGACCUUUGUCUUGUUCAGGUUGCUUCACACAUCACUGGGCUGAGGGCUACUCCCCCCCUCUCCCCUCCACCUUCUGCCUCCCUACAAGGAAGGAGGGGAAGAAGGCUUGUGGGGUGGCCGCCUGGGGCCACAGGCAUGGCCACAGCAAUGGAGGCCUUCCUGGAUUUCCACUCAGUGUCUGUGCCCUUCCAUAUGGCACAGUGAAUGGUCCAGGAGGUUCCUGGGCUCGCCUCUGAUGGUUCCCUUGAGCUUGACCUUUGUAUAUCAGUGACCACCUGGCCCUCCAGCAGCCCUAGUACCCCUGCAGCUGGUUUUCUCUAUCUCAAGGCCCUCAGGCUAGGUCCCAAAGUGGGGAAGGGGGGCCCAGGACUCCCCAUUCCUGCUCCAUCCUCCCUAACCUCCCCACCCCCCAGCCGUGGAGCUCAAUCCAGCGAAGUAGACCUCCCCCCUGCACGCUGCCGGCCGCUGACCCCAGCGCUGCCUCCUCAUUCCUGGAAGGCUCUAGUGGCUGCUGCCCGUCCCUCUGCCAACCGCCACUCCUGUCCUGGUUCUUGCCGACUUCCUAACUCUCCUCUCCAUCCUGCUCCGUCCUCAUCCUGGGACCUCCUCCCUUGGAUUCCUCCCUGGCCCGCCCUCUCACUUCCUUUCGUUCUUACACGAAGAAUAUCACCUCCUCGGAAGGCCUUGGUUAGCGCCCAUGGCACAGACCCCUCAGCCCGCCCUUCCCGUUCUCCUCUCCUCCCUUAGUUCCUCCACGGCACUCAUCUAGAUGGAAUGGAAUUGGUGUUUCCUCAUUUGGUCAUUAUCUGCCUCUCGCUGGAGGAUAAGCCCCUCAGUGGCAGGGCUUUGUUUUGUUCACACUUGCAGCUCCACUGCCCAAAACAGCAUCUGCAAAUCUGUAGACAUUAACAAUUUGUAUGAAUGAAUGAAUGACAUACCAGGCACCAAGGUAAUGAGGGCCCGAGAUACCCGAAGGUGGCUGUUCCCACCACCGCCCCCCAGUCCUGGCCCCCCUCACUGAGAUCCUCUCACUGGUCCUGAGUGUCUCCUAGGAGCCAGGAUCCCUCCUAGAAAGACACAUGCAAUUCUGUCCUAAUCAAUUGUGUCCUUUCCUCAUUGGUUUGUACAUUUUAAAAAAUUGCUCUUCUGAACUCUAGAUAUAAAGAUACAUGUACAAUUGGGGAUAUUCAAAAAAGCUGAUAGGAAGCCCCUGGGAAGUUUUAGGCGGAGGAGAGACAGGUCGUGGUUAAGAAAAAAAAUGAAUCCCUCUAGCUUCUGGGUUCAGGGGAGGUUAUACAGUGGCAGCUGUGUGUGUGUGUGCGUGUGUGUGUGUGUGUGUGUGUCAGAGAGAGACAGAGACAGAGAGAGACAUAGACACAAAGAGAGAGAUAAACAGAUUUCUACAUGUUUACAAGGGCUCAAUUCCUAACCCAAAGUUCCUGCAAACUUUACAUACUUCUGGAAAACCCCAGUGCAUCAUUUUCGUUCCUCAGAGAAACCUCAGUAUUGUUUUUCUGGAAGGUCAGUGGGGCUUGACUUUUCGCCCUGUCAUUUCUUCUCGAUGGUGGGGUUUGUCCCAGGCCCUGUCCAUGUCUCCUGCUGCCCGCUCCUCGGGGCUGAGCAUCGUGAGGUGGGCGGGCCUCACAAAGUGAGGUUGAGUGGAAGCAACCCCUCCGAGCAGUCUCUUGCAGCCAGCGUGUGGGAUGUGGAUGGAAAUGGACUCCCACACGGAAUCCACGCAGACGUCCACAUCCAAACAAGAGAAAACAGUGUCCACAGAAGGAUCCAGAGAGAGCUGUGAGCUAAGACUGCGUAAGAGAGACGGGGGCGUUGGUGCCUCCCUUACAGAGGCCGUUUGCUGGGGAUGGAAAUGAGUUUUGAGGCAACAGGUGCUUGAACGGCUUCUGUGUCAGGAAGGUCACCCUCCAGCUUUCAGAGUUUGCUGGGAUCACACCACUGUCUUAGACUGAGGAAACUCUAAUCUGUGUGUAUUUCCUUUUCCUCCCCCCGGUGCCGCU